AGACAAACGACACCGCUAAUCGGCUUUUAAACCCCCACCUCUGCGUUUCUAAGAUCACAAUCUCUUUCUCUCUCUAACACACUCACACAUCCGAAGAACAAGAGAUUUCACCAGAGAGACUCAAGCCUGCCGAAAAAAAAGAAAAAAGAAAACUAAAGACAAACAAGCCUCCACCAACUUUAUCUUUUACUCCCAAUCUCCUCCAAGGAAAGCUCUAAUGGAUGCCAAUCACCAAACCCUAUUAAACCAAGAUUCCACCACAGAAGAACAGGUCCAACAAGAACAGCAAUUCGCCAUUGUUCCUUCUCAAUUCGCUUCAUCCCCAUUUGCUACUGCCUCUCUUUCUCUAUCUCUCUCAACAAUUCUCCCUACCCACUUUUUCAAUCAGCCAAAGAUUGCAGCUUUAUUUUCUCAUUCACCAAAUAAGGCCAAAAUCCCUACUCAAGCAUCUUCUCUCUCUCACCUCUCUUUAUCCUCCUCUACUCUUUCUCAUCCAAAACUCUCUUUCAAGUCCACCAUUUCUGCUAACCCUUUACAGAAUACUCUCUCUCUAGGCCCACGCCGCCCCUCUGACCCCUCCAAUGCUGCCGGAAUUCGUCGAGCUUCCAUCGUUUGGUUCCGUAAUGACUUGCGUGUUCAUGACAAUGAGUGUCUUAACUCUGCUAAUGAUGAGUCCAUGUCUGUUUUGCCUGUUUAUUGCUUUGACCCGAGAGAGUACGGCAAAUCCUCUUCUGGGUUCGACAAAACUGGGCCUUAUCGUGCCACUUUCUUAAUUGAAUCGGUUGCUGACCUCCGCAAGAACCUGCAGGCUAAGGGGUCUGAUCUUGUGGUCAGAGUUGGGAAGCCAGAAACUGUUUUGGUUGAGUUAGCAAAGGCCAUUGGAGCUGAUGCUGUUUAUGCGCAUAGAGAGGUGUCUCAUGACGAGGUUAAGGCUGAGGAGAAGAUUGAGGCAGCCAUAAAAGAUGAGGGAGUUGAGGUUAAGUACUUCUGGGGAAGUACCUUGUAUCAUGUGGAUGAUUUGCCAUUCAAGUUGGAGGAUAUGCCGUCUAAUUAUGGUGGAUUUAGAGAGAAAGUGCAGGGAUUGGAGGUUAGGAAGACCAUUGCUGCAUUGGAUCAAUUGAAGGGAAUACCAUCAAGAGGAGAUGUCGAGCCUGGGGAAAUCCCAUCUUUGUUGGAUUUGGGUCUUAACCCAAGCCAGGAUGGAAAGCCAGCUGCUAAUGCUUCUAUGAUAGGAGGGGAGACUGAAGCAUUGCAGAAGCUUCAAAAAUUCGCAGCAGAGUGCCAGGCACAACCACCCAAAGGAGGAAGCCAUGACAGCAUGUACGGUGCGAACUUCUCCUGCAAAAUUUCUCCAUGGCUAACCAUGGGAUGCAUCUCUCCCCGUUCAAUGUUUGAUGAGCUAAAGAAAACUGCUACCAGAACUAUUUCUGCUGCCUCAAACCGUAACGACGGUGGUAGCUCCCCGGACACCGGAAUGAACUGGUUGAUGUUUGAGUUAUUGUGGAGGGAUUUCUUUAGAUUCAUCACUAAGAAAUACAGUUCUCCAAAGAAACAGCUUGAAGCCACUCCAGCCACAGCUUGUACGGGUGCUUUUGCCUAGGCAAGCGUUUAUUUUGUUGGUCAAAGCAAAGUUUGUCCUCCUAUACAUGGAUUAUGAUCUUUACUUCUUUAGUAAUCAGUCUCAUCAAUGUAGCAAUUUUUAGAUGUUGUAUUAGUGUUGAUAAAAGGGAGUUAUCCUCUGUCAAACUUUUGUUUCUCCCUUUCGAAUAAAUUGAUUAAAUUAAAUUUGGGAAUUGUGUUAUUUUUAGAAAGGCCUACUAUUUUCAGAUUUUGGAUCCUCUUGUGAAUAACAGACCCCCCAGUUCUGCUUUUUAA
Messenger RNA from Jatropha curcas, 1875 nucleotides. It is a transcript of the gene PHR2, whose product is annotated as photolyase/blue-light receptor 2. Gene Ontology annotation, molecular function: deoxyribodipyrimidine photo-lyase activity; FAD binding; DNA binding. The record is from RefSeq and is a predicted model, not a curated record. Gene Ontology annotation, biological process: photoreactive repair. NCBI's taxonomy places the organism in Eukaryota, Viridiplantae, Streptophyta, Magnoliopsida, Malpighiales, Euphorbiaceae.